Messenger RNA from Aureobasidium pullulans EXF-150, 1412 nucleotides. RefSeq lists its product as uncharacterized. The record is from RefSeq and is a predicted model, not a curated record. Bases 1 to 1365 code for a protein of 454 amino acids. Lineage: Eukaryota; Fungi; Ascomycota; Dothideomycetes; Dothideales; Saccotheciaceae. The transcript is spliced from 2 exons.
AUGCCAUCAUGGCAUUGUAGUAUCGAGGACUGUCACAAUCCCUCAGUACGGGUGACUGGUGAUUGUACCAUCUGCAAUCGACAUCUCUGCUACGAGCACCUCAAACCAACCUUCCAUAAGUGCCCAACCCUUGACGAUGAGGAAGACUACUAUCCAGCUUAUGCCAAUGCAGAACAAGAAGAAAUCGAGACAUUAGGCCAGAAGAUCAAUUACGCCGCACUGGAAACCCAUGCCAUGGCUCUUCGUCCAGGCAUACUUUGUCACGCUAGUCCUCUCCGCUUCGAUAGACAGACCAAACAUGAAGUAAUGGGUGGUAUAAACAUUCAUGUAAACGUCGAGUUCCAAGAUGGAGUUACAUGGCUCGCUCGCAUCAGACGUUCAAAUGCCACUUCACCGCCACCUGUUGUUCGCGACUACAUCAUCCUCAGUGAAAUCGCAACCCUCCAAUUCUUGGAAAUUGUCAAUGUGCCCACUCCCAGAUUACUGGGGUACGCCUUGGAAACAGACGAAGGCAAUAAUGUGGGCGUCGGAUACAUGCUCAUCGAAAAGCUUCCUGGAAAACCUCUCGACUGGGCACGAGCAACCGAAGACCAAAAGCACCGUAUCAUUGAUCAACUAGCCGAUCAUGCGAUCGAGCUAUCCAAACACCCACUGGACAAGAUCGGCUCUUUCAACCGACCAGGAGAUGAGCAUAUUGGCCCCAUUGCCAGAGAAGAAUUCAGUGACGUUACUGACGGCGCAAUACACGCUCUUGGUCCCUUUACCAGUAUGCAAGAAUACUACAUCGGCUACCUCCACAAUAUCCUCGACCAAAUUCUGACGCAUCAACUUUACACCCAUCACCCUCUGGACGCAUAUCUCAUCCAUCGGUUUCUUCUCGACUUGACAGAGCGAGUUUGGCCGGUGGAAGAGGAAAACGAAAAAAUGUAUCUCAACCAUGCGGAUGACAAGGGAGACCAUGUACUCGUAGAUGAUAACUACACCAUCACGGGUAUUAUAGAUUGGGAAUGGGCGUUUUCCGCCCCUUGCGCUCUCUCCUUCAAUUCCCCCCUCGUCCUCCUCGACCUCGGAGGAUUCUACGCAGGUGACCCUGCUAUUUCUUUGGCGGAAUCUUAUUUUGCAGACGCACUGGAGAGGAAAGGCGGAAUAGAGUUGGCGGAAAGUGUUAGAGGUGGGAGGAAGAGACGGUUCUUUGAGUUUUGUUGUGGGUAUGAUAUGUACACUGAUUGGGAAGGGUUUAAAGGGUUAUUUGAGGGGUUGAGGAGGUGUGUGGGUGGUUAUGGUGAGUUGGAGUGGGAAGACUGGAGAGAGAUUGCUUUGGAGAGGUAUAAAGAGGAUGAAGGGGUUUUGCAAUUGAUGGUUUGAGUGAUGUGGAAGUGCAAGAGCUGGCGAGCGUUGGGAAUCAUAAGGCU